CAGUUCCUGUUUUGCAGCACACGCUCUCUGACUCUGCAGUCGGAGGGUCUAUUUUUGAGAAGCACCCAAGACAGGAGGAUGUGGUCUCUGUAUUGUUUCCCCCCGAGUGUGUCUCAGCUGAGGUUGAUCUGGGACGGUCUAAGACGCUGAUAACGGCAGUUAGAAGAUGAUGCCGAAGGUGGAGCAGAGCUCGUGCACGGAGGAUCGCAUACAGCAUAUCCUUGAGCGCUGCCUCAGUGGCCUGGGUCUCAACACUCCUGACAAACAACUCUGGAACGCUGGACUGUGCAUAAACCGCUGGUGUUUGGAGGAACUUGUGAAGAGAGAUCCCCACAAUUUCCUCAUCCUUCUGCAGAAACUACUGAGGAAAACAUCGCAGGUGCUCGAGCAGUGUCGGUAUGAACUGGUGGUGCCCCUCACUCUCCUCUUCUCUUCAGCCCUCCUUCAAGCUCCUCAUGUGGCGCUGCACUGUGGCGUGCUGCAGGAGGCCUACUUGUUGUUUCACGGCUUCCUGACCUGGCCGGAGCCUUGCAGCUCUGCCAGUAAACGCCUGCUGAAAAUCAUCCACAAGGAGCUCAGAGCACCAGGUAUUUCGUUUCAAAGACUGGUUCGGACAGAGCAGGGUAUUUCCCCUGAGAUUCACUGCUCCAAAACCAUAAUGGUGCUGUUGGUGAACCCAGAUGAGGACGUCCCUCCAGAGGUCCAAUCCGUCUCGGAGCAGCUGAGCAGCACCCAUCACUCCAGCAGAGACGUCGCCAUCCUCCUCAUCCUGCACUGCUUUCAGGCCUCACUGGGCGCCAACCACGACCUGCGGGCGCUCCGCGCUGCCCUCCAGACAAAGCAGCCUGAGGAGCUGCAGCAGCUCGUGGAGGCAGUGACUGACCUCAUGGAGACGGCUGCCUCGAUGGUAGAUCUCAGGACAGCUCGACGAGCUCUGCUAAGCAGCAUGGAGAGGCUCAGAGAUGGCCUCACUGUUCCUGCUCCUAGUGAUGGCCGCACAGAUGCUGUAGGGGCUGUUGAGACUUUCAUGCUGCCCUUCCCCAAAUGUCACACGUGCUCCUGGGAAAACGACAACUUAGAUUUUCUGAAUGACAUUCUCUCCAGCGAGUCCGACCUGGACUCACCUGCAGACUGUUUCCCUAAAUCCGGAAUGGAUGACGACGAUAACAAUGACACCAGCGUGGAUGAGGAAGACGAGGUGGACCAUGAGUUUCAGAGCCACCGCGUCUCCUCCACUUCCUCGUCCUCGAGGGACUCUGGCUACUCCCUCUCCUCCAGCUGGUCUGUGGUCUCCACGGCGUCUGGCUCAUCAGGCGUGGAAAGUGACCUCAGCGAGGACACAACGCACAAGGACACAGGAGAGGGAGGACCAGAUGGCCAACCGAAGCUGAGGAAGAAACCCAAAAAGAAGUCCAGAUCCAUCUUGGGAGUUGAGCGCUUCUCCAUGCUCUUCAAGGCUCCCCUCAGCCCGAGCAGUUGCCGCCGGGUCCAGAGCAUGGGCCACCAAAGAACUGGGCCGCAGCUCAAACUCUCCAGGUCCCUGUCCAGACAAGUCCAUCCUCUGCAUGCGCCCACCGCUAGACAGGAUCCUCUCUCCCCCCGAAAGCACAUGUGCGUCCACAGGAGGCCGAUCCUGAGCUGCGACGAAAGCGACGCAGCAGAGUGGCCCACGCUGGUCAAAGUGGUGGUGUUCGGAGGGGACAAAGAAGCUGGCAGGCUGGCCAGGGCGUACAGCGACCUGCAGCAGAAGGAGAGUAAAUGUCCCCGACUCACCAAGACAUGCACACUGCAGUUUUACUUUGUUCCCACCAGAAGGAGGACUACGGGAAGCACAGGAGGACAAACAUCAACUGAAGGGCCGACAGGAAGUUCAACCAGAGCUCCUUCCUCUGUGGAGUCUAACGGCAGUGUGCUGGAGGACAGGACCACUGACAUCGCCCAGGUGUUGGGCAUGAUGGACCCCUGGUACGAGCGGAACGUCCUCAGUCUGCUCAGCCUGUCCUCUGACGUCCUCUGUCAGACUGCCUGUAAGGACGCCGAUGAGUCGGUGAGCAGCGUGGAGACUCUCCCCCUGCUGGCUGACCUGGUGCUCUAUUACUGUCGACAUGCGGACCAGCCUGUUCUGGUGCAGCUCUACCAGGUUGAGUUGACCCUGGCUGGAGGAGAGAGGAGAAGGGAAGUGUUUAUUCACUCUCUGGAGCUCGGGCACACUGCUGGAACCAGAGCUGUUAAGGCCAUGGGUUCUGCCAGCAAAAGGUUUGGCAUUGAGGAAGAACGGGAGGCCGUCCCUCUAGCGCUCAGUGUUGCCUACAACAAGGUGGCUGUUAGCGGGAGGAGUCAGUGGAUCCAGACGGAGGUGGUCUGCACAUCAAUAAAUCUUUCCAAAGCCUGCUGCAAACCGGAGCAGCUAGAUACACAAGUAGAAAGUCUACAGCUGACAAUGACAGAAGUCCUAAAGAGGCAGAGCUCCAAGUCUAAAAAGGGAUACAACCAGCACAUCUCCAUAUCAGAGGUGAAGGUGGACGGUGAAGAGGAUGGGACAACGUUUGCCGUGUGUCUGGAUCAGGAUGAGAAGAAGUUCAUCCAACGUGUCACCAGGUGUGAGGUGUCCCUGUGCUGUAAACUAGGAAGCAGUUCAGACUGGAGGUCCUACAAGCCCUCACCUGGCCAAGUCCAGCCCCUGCACCCGUCCUAUUGCUCCCUGCUCUGCCUCCCCAUCACCUCUUUCUCUGCCUCAUGCCCCUGACCACACUGAGGGAAUCCAGGCUUGUUUGAACCAAAGCGACGCGAGGGGACGCGGACAGCUUCCUUCCAAAUGUUUUCUCUUAUCCCCUGGAGCAGGGCUUACGUCACUUAUCUGCUGUCAAUAGCAUCAAACUAAUUACUUGAUUACUACUCUGUACGUUUUUUUUAGUGUCGUAAAAUAAGCUAUUUAUUUUGAAGUGAUUUUCUGUUGUUGUGUUUUUGUUUUAAAUUUUUCUGAAACAAUUUAUAUCACACAACUGAUAAUAAAAUCACAAUUCAGUCUU
Molecule: messenger RNA, 3029 nt
Organism: Cyclopterus lumpus (lumpfish)
Lineage: Eukaryota; Metazoa; Chordata; Actinopteri; Perciformes; Cyclopteridae
Product: phosphoinositide 3-kinase regulatory subunit 5-like
Exons: 18
Coding region: 167-2746 (859 amino acids)
Biological process (GO): positive regulation of MAP kinase activity; G protein-coupled receptor signaling pathway
Cellular component (GO): phosphatidylinositol 3-kinase complex, class IB
Molecular function (GO): 1-phosphatidylinositol-3-kinase regulator activity
Source: RefSeq, a predicted model, not a curated record